AUGUGGCAUAACACUUUUCAGACGGCACGUACUCUUCCAGCUGGCUUAGUUCGGCCCAUGAGCUGCAACGCAUCUGUGAGGGCAUAUUACAAAGCUGCGGGGAAUCUAAACAGAAAUAAAGGGCGCAGCUUCCUUGCUACAGGUAGGGCAGCAGUUGCGUCACCUUACAACACGCAGUUUAUCAAAGAUGUCAAAGGGAAUGAAUGCGAAUUGCUCAUGAGAAAAUACUCUUUUAUGGUGCAUCGACUGUAUGAUUACAUCAAAAAGCUAACCAUGCAGGAAACCUCCAGUAGGACAGGUGCAGAGUAUAGCACUGAUUUCCCCAAUACCUUGCUCCCGAUGCCAAGUAAAGCUGCCCAAGAGGGCGAGGGAUUUCACCCACUCAGCAGCGGAAUGGUGGGACCUAACGAGUACAAGUCAUAUAUGGGUGUCCAAUACAAUCAUAUGGCCAACAAUUCGUAUGCUUAUACGCAACCGUGUUUGAAUACGCCCGCCAUGCUCAACGUCCGGCAACCCCCAUAUGGGAACGUUCUACCGGUUCCGUCUUCCGUAAUGCCACAGUGUCAGCCGUAUCUCUGCGGGCCUACCCCUACGUUGAUGCAGGAUGGGGCGCCCGUGCAGGCAGUCAUGCAACAUCCCCAGUGCGCUCCUAUGCAUGGUAUGAUGCCAAGAUAUUCGCCGCUAUUUGGGUGUUCUUAUGAGGAGAAAUACUACACGCCUGCCCUGAUGAACACACACGUCGCAGGGCCGUGGAAUGCCCACCCAGGAGAUAUGAAUAAUCAUGUACAUUACCCCACUGGUUAUACCCCUAUUAUAGAUUGCUUGGGUGGGGUGCCCCGCAUCCAAUGA
This is a messenger RNA of Babesia bigemina, 849 nucleotides long. RefSeq lists its product as hypothetical. The record is from RefSeq and is a predicted model, not a curated record. Lineage: Eukaryota; Apicomplexa; Aconoidasida; Piroplasmida; Babesiidae. The coding region runs from base 1 to 849 and encodes 282 amino acids. The transcript has 2 exons.